AUGUUAUUUGAUCAAUAUUCCUCCGCUGGUUACACAUUUUAUUCAUGUAAUAUUGCACCGGUUGUUGGUACAAUGCUAGUUCAUUUGGGAUUAUGGUUAAGUGCAGGGAUUACACUUGAACGACUAUUGUUCGAUGUCUUCAAUAUUGAAGUCAUGAAUACCCGAGCACAAAUACGUACUGUAAUAAUCAUGAUCAUCAUGACUGUUACCGUUUUUAGCACACAUAUUCAUGAAAUAUUUGGACGACAAGCAUUACCAGAUCCUGUUCAGCCUAAUACUUUCGUGUGUACAUUCGAUUAUGACAAAAAAUGGUUGAAUACACUUGAUGAUUCGUUAUCCACAUUGCAUUUAGCAUUACCAUGCUUUAUACAUUUUGUUUGCUUCAUAAUUACACUCUGGCGACUAGGUCAUGAACAAGGCAGCUCGUCAUAUUGUAAAUUAUCACUUGAUGGACUAAAGGAUAAACGAUUGUAUUUAAUACCACCAAUAUUGAUUAUCGUUUGCUGUUUACCACAUUUUAUAUUUGCACAUUUAAUGUAUCAUUGUAUUGAAUCAUCACAGCGAAGCUUUCUUCAUCUACAUAUCGCUCUGAAUUUAUUUAUUUUUAUUCCACAAGCUGUGACAUUUUUAAUUUAUAUACUACCUUCAACAGAUUAUAUAAAUUUCAUGUGGCAAACAGCUGGAGGGCGAUUGAUGAUGUAUCUGUUUUGUCGUAAACAAAAAUUCGAAGCACAAGAAAGAAAAUACAUUGAAUCAGAUGAUACAUCAGUAAAACACUGCGAACAAGCUGUUAACAUCAAUUCUGAACUUUUUACGAUUGAAUCAUUCAUUACAUAG
Messenger RNA from Rotaria sp. Silwood2, 837 nucleotides. The record is from the annotation of a GenBank genome assembly. Lineage: Eukaryota; Metazoa; Rotifera; Eurotatoria; Philodinida; Philodinidae.